AUGAAGGCAUUUUUGUUUUUACUAAUGGUGCUUUUUGUUGCCAAUGCAUACGAAGUUGAUGCUGCAGAUGUAGAGUUAUUUACUAGUGACUCACAAGAAGAAUAUGCUUUAAAUGAUGUUGAAUAUGAAAACGAUGAAGAAGAAAACGAUGAUGAGUAUGAAAUUGAAGACAGUGAAGAAGAAAUCACAGAGGAAAAUAAUGAAGAAGAAGAAACAGAAGAAAAUAAUGAAGAAAAUGAAGAAGAAGAAGAUAUCGAAGAUAUGAAUGAAUUUGAUAAUGAUGAAUAUGAAGAAUAUCAACUUGGUGAUAAUGAAGAAGAUAUGUUCCUUGAUGAUGAUCUUGAUGCUGAACUUGAUGAAGACCUUGAGGCACUUGAAGGAGGAGAAAGUGAUGAUGAGGAAGAAGAUAACGAAGAAGAGAUUGAAGAAAUUGAUGAAACUGAAGACAUAGAAUAUUCUUUGACUGAUGAUUAUUUGACAUAUUAUACAAGUCGUUAUUAUGUUGAUCCAUUCAUCCAAUUCUUUGAUGGAUUCUCAGGCACUCUCCCAGGUAUGCCAUAUGCAUUCUAA
This is a messenger RNA of Entamoeba dispar SAW760, 570 nucleotides long. RefSeq lists its product as uncharacterized. The transcript is spliced from 2 exons. Bases 1 to 570 code for a protein of 189 amino acids. The record is from RefSeq and is a predicted model, not a curated record. Lineage: Eukaryota; Evosea; Mastigamoebida; Endamoebidae.